GGUCCUUCAGUAUCCAAUGAGCUGAGAUCAGGGGGAGGGUCCGCGCGCUGCCCAGACAGACAGAAAGAGACUUCAACAAACUCUCCUCCAAACACGAUCCUUCUGGAUACAAAGAUGCCAUGUUUCCCGAGUCUGCUGUGGAAUUGCGCGUGAAUGAGUCUGGAUUUGUGUCCUUGUGGAGUUAUGGACUCGUGAAGACGAGCAGUGGAUCUGACAUGAGGAAUAUCUCGCGCAUCUGAUGGAAGGAAAGAAGGAAGUUCCUCAUGAAGAGAUUGUGGGCCCGAGUGGAUUUGAUGUGUGUGUGAAUUAAGACAAGCUCUCCAUCAUGAAGCUCUGCGUGUAGGACAUCUCAGGACCAUCAGAGAAGCGUCGGGAUCAUGGCAGGAACACUCUCAGGACGGUAGAAGUGUGUGUGAAGAGUGUGUGUGUGAGAGAGAAGCGACCAGCAGAAGGGAGUGAGACAGCUGUCCGGAGCGGAGCAUGAAGGAGAAGUCGAAGAACGCGGCGCGGACGCGUCGGGAGAAGGAGAACAGCGAGUUUUACGAGCUGGCCAAACUGCUGCCUCUGCCCUCCGCCAUCACCUCCCAGCUGGACAAAGCCUCCAUCAUCAGACUGACCACCAGCUACCUGAAGAUGAGGAUCGUCUUCCCUGAAGGUCUUGGGGAAUCGUGGGGCCACGUGAGUCGCGCGAGCUCUCUGGACAAUGUGGGCCGAGAGUUAGGAUCACAUCUGCUGCAGACUUUGGACGGCUUUAUUUUUGUGGUUGCUCCUGAUGGAAAAAUCAUGUACAUUUCAGAGACGGCAUCAGUGCAUUUAGGGUUAUCACAGGUAGAGCUGACGGGGAACAGCAUUUAUGAGUACAUCCACCCCGCUGACCACGACGAGAUGACCGCAGUGCUGACCGCUCACCAGCCGUAUCACUCACACUUCGUCCACGAAUAUGAAAUGGAACGAUCGUUCUUUCUGAGAAUGAAGUGCGUCCUCGCUAAGAGAAACGCAGGCUUGACGUGUGGAGGAUACAAGGUGAUUCACUGCAGCGGCUAUCUGAAGAUCCGUCAGUACAGCCUGGACAUGUCUCCGUUCGACGGCUGCUAUCAGAACGUGGGUCUGGUGGCCGUCGGUCACUCUCUGCCCCCCAGCGCCGUCACCGAGAUCAAGCUCCACAGCAACAUGUUCAUGUUCAGAGCCAGCCUGGACAUGAAGCUCAUCUUCCUGGACUCCAGGGUUGCGGAGCUCACUGGCUACGAGCCGCAAGACUUAAUAGAGAAGACACUUUAUCAUCACGUCCACAGCUGUGACACUUUCCAUCUCCGCUGCGCGCACCACUUGUUGUUGGUAAAAGGACAGGUCACCACAAAGUACUACCGAUUCCUGGCUAAGCAGGGCGGAUGGGUGUGGGUCCAGAGUUACGCCACCAUCGUACACAACAGCAGAUCGUCCAGACCUCACUGCAUCGUCAGCGUCAACUACGUCCUCACGGACACGGAGUACAAAGGACUACAGUUGUCUUUAGACCAGGUGACAUCCACCAAACCCUCGUUCACCUACAACAGCCCCUCCAACCCUGUCAGCGAGAACAGAAGGGUCGGCAAAAGCAGGGUCUCCCGUACCAAGACCAAAACGAGACUCUCUCCCUAUUCACAGUAUCCGGGUUUCCCCACGGAUCGCUCGGAGUCGGAUCAGGAUAGCCCGUGGGGUGGGAGCCCCCUCACUGACUCUGCGUCUCCUCAGCUUCUGGAGCAGUGUGAAGGCGUAGACUCCUCAUGCGUGUACCGACAGUUCUCAGAGCCGCGGCCGCUGUGCUACGGCCUCCCGCUGACCGACGACCACCACACCUCCGGCGACCUCUACGGCCACGCUCACUCCGAGUCCUGCGAGAGAGGACGCUGUAAGGCUGGCCGAUACUUCCUAGGCACCCCUCAGCCCGGGCGAGAGGCAUGGUGGGGUGCGGCCCGCUCCGUCCUCCCGUUACCCAAGUCCUCGUCCGAGAACGGAGACAGUUUUGAUGCUGUGAUGCCCCACAUUGCCUCGAUCCAUAGCCUGCAAGUGAGGGGUCACUGGGACGAGGACAGCAUGGUCAGCUCACCCGACGGCGGCUCAGCGAGCGAUUCAGGCGACCGAUACCGCGCGAGUCCUCAAGAGCCCAGCAAGAUUGAGACGCUGAUUCGAGCCACGCAGCAGAUGAUCAAAGAGGAGGAGAGUCGUCUGCAGCUGCGAAAGGCUCCUACAGAAAUACCUUUGGAGGCUACAAACGGUCUGGCCAAGAGCCACGGGCCUUCGUUUCACAGUGCCGACUUCCCCCAGUCAGGGUUGCAGGGUGUGGUGUGUCGGGGGCCGGCUCAGGUGAUAAGCCCCGCCCCUAGCCCUGUUCCUCUGUCCCGUCUCAGCAGCCCCAUCCCUGACAGACUGGCUAAAAGUAAAGACUUCCUGCAGAACGAGCUGUCCUCCUCCCAGCAGCAGCAGCCGCUGCCCCUGACGGGCACAUGUGCCGUCUCUCCGACGCCCGCUCUGUACCCCUCACACCCCCGCCAGUACCUGGAAAAACACACGGCCUACUCGCUCACCAGCUACGCACUAGAACAUCUGUACGAGGCGGACAGCUUUCGAGGAUACUCCCUGGGUUGCUCAGGUUCCUCCCAUUACGACAUGACCGCUCAUCUACGCAUGCAGGCUGAACAAGCGCCGGGCCAUAAAGGCACCUCCGUCAUCAUCACCAACGGCAGCUGAUGCUUAUCCAAUCACGUGCCGCCACACAGCGCUUCACCCUCUCACGCUCGCUAGCCUUGAAUUUCUUUGAUUUUUUUUGGUAGCACUUUAUUUUACAGUUCUCCUUGUUACACGUUACACGUAGUUACUAUGAUAAUAACUAUAAAUUAUGCAUAAUUACAUGCAGUGUUGGGAAGGUUACUUUGGAAAUGUAACUUGAUUACAAGUUACCCUUUUUAAAAUGUAAUGUAAGCAGUGUAACUAUUUCAGUUACUUUAUUAAAGUAAUGUAACUUUUUGAUUACUUUUCUAAAUUUUUAACAACAGUUAAUGAUUUUCAAACAUUACAGUAGUACUCAACACUUUCAAAAUCCUUCAUCGCUUGAAUUAAGAUUAUAAUCAUUUAAUUUUAAAGCACAACCAUCACAAAAUCAGACUUUAGCACCUGUUUUUUUACUUUGAGAUCAUUCUGAGGUUAAAUACAGGUUUAAAAUCAUAAUAAAUAGUUGAAUAGCUAUGAUACUGUUUUUGAAAACAAAUCUUUGUACAGCUUUGACAGGAAACACUGACGUCUAACAAUGCCUUGGAAAAAACAAUUAAUCUUAAAAAAUAAAGCAUAUGCAUAAACCCCAAUAGGAAACUCCUUAAGCAUUGGUGUGCAAUUUGGGAAAGAAAUCAGUUAAACAAAUUCAUAUUAUUCAACAUAUCCUAGAUUAUAUAUUCAGAAAUAACCCCCUUUGUAAUUGUUUACAUUUUCAUAAGUAAUCGUGAUUUAAUCAUACAUUUGUUCUCAGUAACUGUAAGGGAUUGCAGUUACAUUUAUUUUGUAAUAAAAUUACGUAACUUUGUUAAAUAUAACUGGUUACUCCCCAACACUGGUAACAUGCAACUAACUCUAAACCAAACCCUAACCCUGCAGUAAGUACAUGCAGUUAAUAGUUAUUACUCAGUGCUUACACUGUAACACAGACAGCUUAAAAUAAAAAGUGUAACCUUUUUUUUUUUUUGUUCCUACAAAUCCUACAGAUAUUUUUUCUUAAUUGUUUACUAGUAAAAAAACACAAACAUCCUUAAAACAAACUGCUAAACUUAUGAUAUAGCUUAAGAUAUUAUCGCUUCACUGAGAAAAAUUUAGAAUUAACUGUCAAAUUAAAUGAGGUUUAUGCUCGAGAAGAAAAAAGACAGACUUAAUUAACAGAAUAGGAAAACUGAAAAACAUUCUUAUUAUCUGAUGCAAUUUUGUAUAAGAUAAUAAACGGAUCUUAUUUUAAGGAUGUUUAGAUGCUUUUACUGGAAAACAAGACAAUAAUUCUGAUUAAGAACAUUUAAUCAGUGUAUCAAGGGAUGCGAUCUGUGAUUCGUCUGUUCACAGACUCCAUGAAAGGGUUUGUUUGUCACCUGAUUAUCACACCUUUACCACUAUUAUAAGCUGUAAAUGCGUGAAUGAAUGAGGAUUUCCCAAAUCAUUUCUGGAAGAAUCACAUGACCUUGUAACAGCAGUUUCAAAAAUCGAAACGGGAAAACAGUAUUUAAUUAUUUACGUAAUUUACUGAAUUGUUGGCUCACAGAUUCUUUGUGGUUUAAGCUACAUGUAAAAAUGUUUUGGGAUUGUUUGUUUUUUGUUAUUUCUACAUCCACGGCCUCAAAUCCCAUCCAGGUUUUAGUCAUUUUCCCAGCAGAGCCUCAUUUGUGGCAUUGGAGAAAAUACACUUUAAUAUUACAAGAAGCAUGCUGAUGUACCAGAGAUCAAUAACUAGCUCUAAUGCAAAAUGCAGCAUUAAUUUAUUCUUGUUUCAUAACUGUUUAAGGUUGCUGUAGAAUUGGAUCUUAGCUCAUUUGUGUAACUUUUUUGUAGUUGCAUAUGCUGUCCAUCUGUGUUUGGACCCGAUUCAGUCUUCUAAGUCAGGCUGAAGAUUCAAUUUGAAACUUUUAUUUAUUUUUUUAAACAAAACAAAAAAAAAUUUGGUUGAGCACAUUAUUGUAUGUUAUUGACUUGAACAAAUGGUUUGAAAUGUAUGAACCUUUUUUUUGUCCUUCUGCAAGCCUCUUACAUGUCAGCCUUUAAAAUGAAAACUGAGAUUAUGCAAUUAUGAAACACUUCUGAUUUUAUUCAAACGAAUGGAACAAUAAUAGAAAUAUGAAGUAAACGUCGACUCCGGCGCUGGUCGGAGAUGUGGCGAUGGACUUGCGCUGCCGUUCGGUGUUCUGGAGGAGUCUGAUAUGGACCGUAAAGGAGAGACUCUGGCCUUUACCUCACUCCUUCUUCAUGUAUUUAUAAGAAACUGCCUGUUUUUCUCAGAGUGAGAGAAACUCUGAAAAAAAAAUAUUUAUGAUGUACAUACUCAAAAUGCACCCACCCCUCGCACACCAAAUAAAAUGAUGCAAAAUGG
Megalobrama amblycephala (Wuchang bream) is the source of this 5095-nucleotide messenger RNA. RefSeq names its product SIM bHLH transcription factor 1a (gene sim1a). The record is from RefSeq and is a predicted model, not a curated record. Gene Ontology annotation, biological process: regulation of transcription by RNA polymerase II. The transcript is spliced from 12 exons. Bases 481 to 2727 code for a protein of 748 amino acids. Lineage: Eukaryota; Metazoa; Chordata; Actinopteri; Cypriniformes; Xenocyprididae. Gene Ontology annotation, molecular function: DNA-binding transcription factor activity, RNA polymerase II-specific; protein dimerization activity; RNA polymerase II transcription regulatory region sequence-specific DNA binding.